AUGCUUCUUUUUUUUCUGUAUUGUCCAAAUAGUUAUUAUGGUCGUGAUUGUAUUCAUCGAUGCUCAUGUCAAAAUGGAGGAAUAUGUGAUUCACGUGAUGGUCAUUGCUUUUGUUUAUCUGGUUUCACAGGUAGUCGAUGUGAAUCUUCAUGUCCAGAAAGUACCUUUGGACAUAUGUGUUUGCAAAAAUGUCAAUGUACAGGAGAUAAUAUUUGUCAUCCACGAACAGGAGAAUGUAAUUCAUUAUCUUGUAAUGGGGAUUCAAAAUGUUUAGUGGAACAACAAAGAAAAAAAUCUUUAAUAUCUUCAUGUCCAGAAGGUUAUUAUAGUCCACCUAAUUGUCGUCAAAAAUGUAUGUGCAUGAAUAAUGCUCAAUGUGAACCAUUAUCAGGUCGUUGUCUAUGUCAUUCAGGACAUGCCGGACGAUAUUGUGAACGAUCUUGCGAACGUGGUUGGUAUGGCCCUGGAUGUAUUCAUCGAUGUAAUUGUCAUCAUGGAGCAACAUGUGAUGGGCGUACAGGAGCUUGUCUCUGCGGAAUGGGUAUAACAGGAAAAUUAUGUGAUCAAGAAUGUCCUGAAGGAACAUUUGGUCGCAAUUGUUCAGAAAUAUGCCAGUGUAAAAAUGGUGCUCAAUGUAAUAAAAAUACAGGUUGUUGUGCUUGUUCUAUUGGAUAUUAUGGUUCGACUUGUCAGUUUGAUUGUCGACCACUUACAUAUGGAUAUUAUUGUUCUCACACAUGUAAUUGUUCAACAGAAACAUCAGAUGGUUGUGAUUCAAAAACGGGUAAAUGUCAAUGUAAACUUGGUUUUCAUGGUGAUCGAUGUGAAAUCACAUGUCCAACAGGACAAUGGGGUUAUGAAUGCUUAAAUAAAUGCGAUUGUAAUGGAAAUUCAUGUAAUUCUCAAACAGGUAUAUGUGAAUGUCCAGCUGGUCGAACUGGUGUUCGAUGUGAAGAAGAUUGCCCACCAAAUACCUAUGGUAUUGGUUGUAAACCAUGUUCAUGUCAAUCAUUUCAAUUAUGCGAUGUUGUAACAGGCGAAUGUAAAUGUCCAUCAGGUUGGAAAGGUGAUGCUUGUCAAUUUCCAUUAACAGCAAAUGGACCUGAUAUGCCGGAUAGAGGCGAUAUGUAUAAGAAAGAUACUUAA
Rotaria sordida is the source of this 1146-nucleotide messenger RNA. Lineage: Eukaryota; Metazoa; Rotifera; Eurotatoria; Philodinida; Philodinidae. The record is from the annotation of a GenBank genome assembly.